Molecule: messenger RNA, 3321 nt
Organism: Penicillium malachiteum
Lineage: Eukaryota; Fungi; Ascomycota; Eurotiomycetes; Eurotiales; Aspergillaceae
Product: ion transporter
Exons: 2
Coding region: 1-3321 (1106 amino acids)
Source: RefSeq, a predicted model, not a curated record
AUGUUAGCCUCCUUACUCCGACCAAGAGGAAAGCGCACUCAAAUUGAUCAGUCGGUCUUUUCGUCUCCCUUCACAGCCGACAAUUCACCAUGGUUCGGUGGGGUUGCGCGACGCGCUUUGCGGGACACGCGUGGAGCCGACUCCAGUGAGGAUGAGCCAGAACUCGAGGAUAUCGAUGAGCAUAUGGAUGAACACUGGGAGGAACAUGGCGACGAGAGAGAAGACCAUGAAGAUGAUCCGGUCGAGUCUACCCCACUUCUCCCCAUAUUCUCGUCGUCGCAUUUAGAUGCUCUCCCCGUCUACGAUAUCACACAUGCCAUUCGUCCCCUGAUUGUCGCACGAUGCGAAACUACAUUGACCUGGGAUCAGCUUCGCUCUCCCCAGGUUUCGCAAUUCCUGGUCAAGCCCAUCCAACAACAGAUCAUGGCUGAUCAUUUCUCACGCGCUACACUCUAUGCGCUAAUGGCGAAUUGUUUACAAUUUGAGAAAGAGAUACAUCUGAAUCCGGGCAAUAGUGGCGCAAGUCAGACUCGUGCAAUGGUGAGCGAAUUGCUUGCGAUUAAGCUAUUGCGAGAAUAUUCCACCCGCGAGUUGAUUGAUGCGCUGUCAUACGAGUUCUACCCACUCCAAGGCCAAGAUCAAUCCGAAAGAUGGACAGGCCCCCAGGGAAAACGCACAACCGGCACGGCCCGAAUCUCUUGUCUGGAAGUAGCUAUUCGCGCACAGGCUAAGCGUUUCCUCGCGCAUCCCGUUGUGGUUCAACAAUUGGAAGCUAUCUGGGCGGGCACAGUCGUCUUCCAUUCAGCCGCCGAUAAUCUACAUCGCCCGGUGAAUCGCUCAGCAGCUCAAGUCUAUGAUUAUGGAAGUUCGUUUGACCAACAUGGGCACUCUAUCCCUCCUCCACGCAGUCCUACGUUUCGGCGUUCGGUUACCCUGUACAAUCCUCGAGAUGCCUCUCUGUUUAAACUCUCGCGAUUACGUGUGCCUCGAUAUCGCCAAUUCCUUUCAACUCUCUCCUUUGCAGUCCUGCUGGGGCUCUUCUUGGCUGUCCUUGAACGACGUAGCCUUCGAAUCACAUCAUUGGAAAUUGUGUUUUGGUUUUGGAGUGCAGGAUUCAUGCUCGACGAAAUUGUUGGAUUCAAUGAGCAAGGGUUCAGUUUGUAUCUAAUGAGUUUCUGGAACAUUUUCGAUUUGGGAAUUCUGCUGCUUUUGUUCUGUUACUAUUGCUUGCGGGUCUAUGGUGCAUUUUUGACCUACCCGCGAAGCAAUCAGAUGGCAGAAAAAGCAUAUGAUGUCCUCGCAGCUAAUGCUGUUCUCCUUUUCCCACGCCUAUUCUCCGUCCUCGACCAUUAUCGAUACUUCUCUCAGCUACUGGUGGCAUUCCGAAUCAUGGCAUCGGAUCUGAUCGCUGUAUUUUUACUGAUCGUUAUUGCAUGCAGCGGCUUUUUUGUCGCCUUCUUGUCUUUUGGAAAUGAUGACUCCCCAAGGACAGUUGCAUAUGGGUUGUUCCAAAUGGUCAUGGGCUUCACACCUACUGCGUGGGCGAUGUGGGAUGAAUACAAUCUUCUUGGAAGGACAAUUCUAACGGUCUUCCUGUUUAUCUGUCAUUUUGUGAUCGUCACCAUCCUCGUGUCUGUGCUAUCAAACAGCUUCAUGAGAAUUGUCAAUAAUGCAAACUCCGAGCACCAAUUUCUCUUUGCUGUGAACACAAUCUCGAUGGUGAAAUCGGAUGCAUUGUUUAGCUACGUGGCCCCAACGAAUGUGAUAGCUUGGCUCGUCACCCCUUUCCGAUACCUGAUGCCUUUUCGUCAGUACAUUAAGCUCAAUCGAACCAUCAUCAAAGUGACUCACUUGCCGAUCUUGUUUACCAUCUGCCUCUACGAGAAGACUAUCCUCAGUGCUAGUGUAGUGGAACCGGUCGAUCUCGUGGAAGCAAACACACGUCCGCGCACAUCAACCCAACAACCUUUGAGCCGGUUCAGAGCGUUCAGUAACAGAGUUCCACGUCUGGUGCGCGAGCCCUCCAUUGCAACUUAUCAGAAAGACCAAGCUCUUGAAGAGGUUUUCCGUCAGCAUGUCAGCGACGAACGGUUGCGAGACAGACCAAGCAGCAUUCGCAAACGCCAAACCAACAAUGUUAUCAAAGAUUGGAUGCAAGAGAUUGGCUCUGGUCCAGCUCAUACACCGGAAGAGGAAGACUCCGCAGUCGUCGAUAGUCUUGAGCGACCAUUACGACGACCGCACUUUCCCUUACGAAAGAAAUUGGCUGGUCGUGGACGCGACUUCACUGAAACUACACGCUCACUUGCUGCAUCUAACCCGGAGGAACCCGUCAGUCAUAUCGAAAUUUCAGCAUUUUACCCCCGUCGAAGGGACUCGAUCUCUCCAAGGACUCGUCAACUCUCUCAGCAUACGGAUAUGGAGGGAGAUGACGAGCAUGAUAGUGAUGAUGUUUCACACGAGGAGCAAACAGACAAGGGGUCCAUCAGUGGCCCUAAUCUCGGUGACAGUAGCGAGAAGACCACACCCAAAUUUUACAGCUCGCGACCAUCUACAGCCAGGAUGGUAUCCCGACGCGGAAGUCCAGUGCGCCGGCCUAGACACACUCGUAAUAUGUCAGGUGCCACUAUGCUCUAUAACCCUCUCGGUUCGCCAAAUGAAGAAACCGAAGGGCGGACAACUCCUCCGCUGCCAAAUCGCGACACCUCUGAUCAAGACUCCUCCUCCGAUAAUGACGAUGAUAACGAGAAGCGCCCAGAAUUUUCGGCUUCUAUCGAGCGUGGUACAGUGAAACGACAUAUGCUUGAUUCUUCCCUGGCACGGAACAUGUCCGUUGGCCUGACCCAGAUGUCUGUUCCCGAGAUCGAGGCACUUUACUUAUCCGACCGCCCAACAAGUCGACGACCCCAACGCUCUUUACUAUUUGAUCUGGGUUCCGAUCUAGGCGACAACAGGGCAGUCGCCGGUGGAUUCACGGGAGUGGUUCCAUCCAGCUUCAAUACCCAAAUGGCGUUUGCCACCGGAAACCUCCACCGAGAUACACCAAACCAAACCCAGGACAUGCUCAGCAAGUUAGUUCUAGCUCGCAUGAAUAACAUCGAAGAAGGAUUCCGCGAGGUCAUCAAAGAAGUGAAAGACCUUCGACGCAGUGGAUCUAGUCGUAGUCGCAGUCGUCCAGACGAGCUUCGUGGCGCUACACGGGAGAAGAAGAAGCGGUCCGAGAAGAAAGAAACGAAGAAACGCAGACCCGACUCUGCAGAAAGUCGAACAGGUCGUGAUGGAAAUCCGUCUACAGAGCCUCAUACCCCUGCCUCAGCCUAA